UCGCCUUUUCCAACAAGAAUUUGAAAAUAAUUUCAGUAGUCAGUCGACUUUGGCAUUGUUUAGUGUUUGCACAGCAAUUAAGUUAAUUAACUCAUUUGUGUUUUUUGCUAAUUGAAUUAGGACGAGGAGCAAAAAAAUAAAUUGCCUGCAGAAAGACCAACAUCAAAUUAAAGCCACUGGGGAACUUGAAGAGUGAAAUAUAAAAACUAAAAAAAAAAAAUUGCAAUGAAAAUAUAAAAAUAAAAAAGAAAAACAAUUAAACUAAAAAACAAAAAAACAGUUAAAUAAAAACAAAAACAAUUCAGUAAAAAAUACAAAAGCGGCAAUCAAGUGCGUGGAAAGUGUUUUAAUUUUUUCAUUUACAAAUAUAUGUACAUAAAAAUGUGCAAACCUAUUGGGAGCCUAGCCGUGAAAAGUAAAAUCACCAAAGUGGGAAAUCAAAAGUGAUUGUGCAAGCAAUUACGACACUUCAACCGAAAGAGGUGAGCAACUGAUUGCGCCGCCCAAAAAAUCGCUGUUAAAUUACGCAAUCAAGUUGCUAUCUGUACGCGUUGACCAAACUGGAGCAAAAAUAAAAUAAAGUAAAACAGAAAAAAUAAAAAUAAUAUAAAAAGUACGUCAACUGCAAAAUAAAAUACUCGAAAUUAAUACUGACAGCUAGUCAGCGUGGCGCACUGUGACGCCAGCAAAGUGUUACCAUCCUCGUAGUUGCGCACCCCGCGAGCUAGUUCACUCCAUGGCGUUGUGCUGUCGUCGCCAAUAGAGAUCGACAAAUGUCCGUGCGACAAUUUCGUUAAUUAAUUGACUAGUAAUUGAAUUAAUGCACAAAUAAACACACAUACGCCAAUAAACUUGCAUACAUAACGGCAUAACGCUACUGCGCACAUUUCUGCUUGUUUAUAUGUAUGUCAGAGCAUCGCCGCUGCAAGUUUGUAGUCCAGUCAGCGAAAUUCGACACUGAUUUGCGCUAAUUUAAUGAGUUUCACUUGUUAACCGCCGCACGCGUCUCCGCAUAUAACAGCUGCUCGCUCCUUCUCCGCUUAUAUCUCCUCGCCUGGCGCUUGUGUGUGUGUGUGUGACUGUAUGGCAGUCAUGCUUAACUAUCACGAACCACAGCAUCUACAACAACCACAGGCGAUGCCACAAUUGAGUGGCUCAAUUGCUAACGCCGACAAUUUCUAUUACCCACAAACGGCGAACGUGCCCACGUUGACAUUACAUAACGCUAAUAACGGUGGCGGUCGUGCUGUCACAGCAGCGUCGGCAUUGUUGGCGUCGGCGUCAGCAUCGUCGUUGGAUCAUCUGCACAGUCUGACGCAGCAUAAUGCAUUUGCGGUACAUAAUUGCAAUAAUAGCAACAACACUAACAACAACAACAACACUAACAACUGCAAUGCCAAUACCAUUAACAUGAGCUCCGCCGCCGGUGAUGGCACAGCUUAUCGACAACAACAGCAUCAUCAUCAACAACAAGAACAUCAUAAUCAUCAUCACACACAGCAGCCGCAAACGGAUCGAAUUGCCGUUAGCGGCAAUAGUAAUAUUGUUGGCUGCCGCAAUUCCUGUUCACCCGACGAACUUACAAAAAUCGAAGAUAACUAUCCUUUGCACGUUGUUGGCAGUAAACAUUCGGAGAAUGUGAAACGUUUUUCCGUGAACAAUUUGUUGGAAUUGGCUAAUGAUUGCCGCAUUUCUGGUAAAUUGCACCAUCAGCAUCAGCAGCAGCAGCAGCAGCAACAGGAGAAUUUAGAUGGUACGCAAAUAAAUGAUCUAGAUGAUAGUUUCCGUAGCAGCAAUGACGACUACCCCGAUGCAUCCAAUUUAAUGGAGCUUACACACACAGUGGCGGUGCAGCGUCAAAAUUCACAACAUCACCUGCCGAAUUCGCACACCUCGCACAUGUUGCACCAACACAGUGAACAACAACAAAUGCAUACACAACAUUCACAGCACGUUGCACCGCCGCCACCCAUAACGUCGGCUCAACAGCAACAACAUUCACGUAAGCCACGUCGCAAUCGAACUACGUUCACCUCUGGCCAAUUGACUGCAUUGGAGAAGGUCUUCGAACGUACUCACUACCCGGACGCAUUCGUGCGCGAAGAACUGGCCAACAAAGUAGGACUAAGUGAGGCACGUGUACAGGUAUGGUUUCAAAAUAGACGCGCCAAAUUUCGCCGCAAUGAACGGAGCUCUACGUGUGGCCGCUCCAUAUUGGCGAGUACGCCACAACCAGUGCCACCCAUCAGCGUCACGCACAAAUUCGAUAAAGCCAUCGCCGGUAGUGGCAGCGCUGGUGGAUUUUUUCAUCAGCAAAUGGAUCAUGCGGCCGCAGCGGCAGCCGCUUACACUUUGAGCUUUCCAACACUUGGCAUGUAUUCAACGGCAGCAGUAGCUGCCGCUGCUGCAAAAAAUUAUGCAAAUUCCUAUAAUGCAUUUGGCAGUGGACCAGCGGUUGGUGCUACUGUGGAUGGACUCACCGGUGCCGGGGGUGGUGGAGGUGGCGGCUGUGGCUUCUUUGGUUCUUCGAAUUAUUGCGCGCCUGCUACUGGUUAUCAACACAGCUAUGCAACAUUGCGGUAUAAGGGAGCUCAAGGAUUUUAGCGCUAUGAAAUGAAAUGUUAAGAGAAGCUGCAGAUAAGUGAAUAAAAAGUACAACUUAGUUAAAUUUUCAUUAAUAUACUUAAGGAGAUUCGUUCAAUAAAAUAUUUAUUUAAUAUUA
This is a messenger RNA of Bactrocera neohumeralis, 2722 nucleotides long. Its product is annotated as protein kinase 4. Bases 1084 to 2604 code for a protein of 506 amino acids. Gene Ontology annotation, biological process: regulation of transcription by RNA polymerase II. Gene Ontology annotation, molecular function: DNA-binding transcription factor activity, RNA polymerase II-specific; RNA polymerase II transcription regulatory region sequence-specific DNA binding. The transcript is spliced from 3 exons. Lineage: Eukaryota; Metazoa; Arthropoda; Insecta; Diptera; Tephritidae. The record is from RefSeq and is a predicted model, not a curated record.